GACAUGUGUCUUCUGUUUCUUUGCCGCACUGCCUGAAUUAGUUGCAUGUAUGAGUUCUAGACUGCAGAAGAAGCGAGGAUCAACACUGUAGAUGUGCUUAGAACGUCACAGCGGAAGCUUAGUAGAGAUUUGAUGUACGAUUUUACAGAGAAAAAAGCCCAGCCUCGCAUCUCAUUUCCCUCUACUAGAGGAUGUAAUAUAUGCUCUGGCUGUGAAGGCAUGUUUUCUCUCUGUGCUUAAGAGUAUUUGAAUUUCCUGAGUUUAACAGCUGAACUUCGGAGAAAUAUGCAGCUUUGGACUGAGCUCUGAUCCUCUCUGAAAGCUUAAUUAAAUGACACAGUAUUACAAGUUAAACUGAGCUUUACGUGAACUUGCCAAUCUCACAGUUGAAAAGAUCAAAGAGGAGUCAAGGAGAGUACAGCGAAAGAUACGGCUGAGUGACUUCUCACUUCUGGAUUUCUGUCUUCAAUAUCUCUAAUGGUACAUAAUGAGUUUCUAAACCUUUCACCGGAAUACAGAGCCACGUCACAAGACGAAGAGCCUGAAGAAGACCUCAGAAUGCUGUUUUACUUGCAGGGGUUUUGCUCUUAGUUCUGCACACCUUGAAUUACGACGAUGGCCUCAUCAUCUGUUGGACGCCGCUCAUAUAUUUUUUAGAAGCAUUAGACUGUACUUUAUAAUAACUACAACACCAGAGACGGAAGAAUGAAUGGGUUGGCAGAGACCUCAGUGAAAUGCGUACUGGUCGGAGACUGUGCAGUGGAAACUGCGCUUCUUGUACGAUUCACUUCUGAAACGUUCCCGGACAGCUACAGACCGACUGUGUACGAGAACACUGGCGUCGACGUUUUCAUGGAUGGAAUCCAGAUCAGCUUGGGAUUGUGGGAUACGGCAGGACAUGAUACGUUCCGCCAAAUCCGGCCCAUGUCCUAUCAGCAGGCCGACGUGGUUUUGCUGUGUUACUCUGUGGCGAAUCCAAAUUCGUUAAACAAUUUGCGGCAAAAAUGGAUCGCUGAAGUGAGGGAAUUUCUCCCGAAAGUACCUGUGCUGGUCGUCGCCACACAGACGGACCAUCGCGAAAUGGGCCCUUAUCGUGCUAACUGCACCACGGCCUCCGAGGGCAAGCAGGUGGCACAGGAGAUCCGUGCCAAGGGAUAUCUGGAAUGCUCUGCUCUCAGCAAUCGUGGCGUGCAACAGGUUUUCGAGUGUGCCGUUCGGACGGCUGUUAAUCGGGCACGAAGACGGAGGAGGAGACUGAUGGACCUUAACCCCUGUAAAAUCUCCUGAUGAUUUUAAGAGAGGGAUGGUGUUAAUUCUCAUCACUAAGACAGAAUUGUUUCUCUCACGAAACCAAGUAUUUGAAGCCUCAACAAAGACUUCUCAACACUGAUGUCUAAAAAUGGUUUACUUAACUGUUAUACUGUCUGCUAGUUCUGACUAUGUAUUAGACACGUUACAGACAUUGAUCAGGUAUUUAUUC
Messenger RNA from Puntigrus tetrazona (Sumatra barb), 1480 nucleotides. Its product is annotated as rho-related GTP-binding protein RhoH-like. The record is from RefSeq and is a predicted model, not a curated record. NCBI's taxonomy places the organism in Eukaryota, Metazoa, Chordata, Actinopteri, Cypriniformes, Cyprinidae. Gene Ontology annotation, molecular function: GTP binding; GTPase activity. Gene Ontology annotation, biological process: small GTPase-mediated signal transduction.